This is a messenger RNA of Fusarium subglutinans, 1752 nucleotides long. RefSeq lists its product as uncharacterized. The record is from RefSeq and is a predicted model, not a curated record. The coding region runs from base 1 to 1752 and encodes 583 amino acids. The transcript has a single exon. Lineage: Eukaryota; Fungi; Ascomycota; Sordariomycetes; Hypocreales; Nectriaceae.
AUGAGUAUGGAUGUCGACUUGGCGUGGACCAUUAUCCUCCACGCUCCAGGGCGAAACAAGCGUUUAACGAGAGCCAUCAUCAAUACAAGUAAGCAAGCGGCAGUCACCACCGAGACCGGGGCUAUCAAGAAACUACUCAAGAAGAUUUACGACCACAUCACCAGACUGUUCAAGGCCCUCAGCGCUCACUUUGACGGUGACGACUCCCGACCGACCGAUAAGCUCGUCCUUGAUACUUGGCGUUCCUUCUUACAACCUAUUCGGGCACUGCGAAAACUUCCUUCCUGCGGAGAAUUUGUCGCCGCGAGGUUGCUCCUCUUCACUGGAGGGGCAUUUCUUGAGGAACCUGGGCUGAGUCUGAGUUAUAACGAAGAAACCCUGGUCGAAGAGACCAAUCCCUUGCAUGGAUUCACCGCGGAUCUCGAUGAUGCACUCCUUGAGCCGUUAAAGAAGAUGUGGGAGCUCAGUCAAUUCCGCGAGCGUUUCGACUGGGUGUUCACUCGUUUUAAUGUCAAUGAUUAUGAAAUGACCGAAGCACUUGCACUUUCUCCACAAGAGCUUGAGGAUCUCGAUGGAAUCCGAGGUAUCAAGUAUUAUUACCUCGCUUCAGACGAUGCAAAUGAUGCGGACGAUGCAAAUGAUGCAGACGCUGCGGACGAAUCAGACGAAUCAGACGACGACGACGAAUCAGACGAAGACGAUGCAGACGAACUUGAGCGAUACAAUCUUUACACAGGACCGAUGCCCCGGUGGGACUGUGGUGAGCAAGACUGGGAUAAUCUCGAAUGGAAGCGCAGGGGUUCCGAUGGUCCUAUAACUGGCUGGUUAGAAUACAGAAUCCAGGAGGAUGAACUGCCUGAUGAGAACUUCAUGAAUGGCUUUCAUAUAUUUCGCCGAUCGCACCAGUUCUGCCUUGAUGCCAGACAAAAGUCUGAAGCCCACAUCGGGCGGCAACAGCAUCAAACAUUUGACGAGGUCGCACGUCGCUGUGGUCUCCCUCCGGAAAUGCGCAACAGAAUCCUAAGCUACAUCGAAUACCGCGAUCCAUUUCCGUACCUGGAGAAACUUGAUCUCGCAGAGGCAUAUGUCCCUUUCCCCAAAGUCGGCAAGCACUGCACCCGCUGUGACAACACCGAAGAAGAAUCGAGUGCCAAUCAAACCUGUCCUCAGAAAGCCAUCCACGUAUGGAAUCUAGCCUUGCGCCGGUUCCACACAUUCCAUAUGGACGACUGCCAUGGAUGGUCUCUGUGUACCCGACACGACUGCACCGGACACCACGACGACGGAGAAAACUGGAAAGUCACAGAGGAGCCUCAGUUUACCAGAUAUAUUGAGUCCCUGGCUGCAAGAGGCAACGAUGAGUUUGUAUCUCUUGACAAAGUUGGCCUCGGGCCCAUGAGCCCCAUUCGACUCAAGGCAGAAGCCGACGACGAAAGGGAGGAUGCGCUUUUCAGAGGCCGCGGCAUUUACUAUGAAUCAAGUGAGGAUGCAAAGAUGAUUGGAGGUCUUGGAGGAUUGAAGCACGCCAUGAUCCAUGGACAUACCCUGCUUGCCGUGUGGAAGGGAGAUGACUGUCAUUCGAGUUUCCAUCACGGUGCUAAGGCCGUGGAACCAACCUGGCAGUACGCACGUAGUUUGUACGAUGAGAGGGUCGCCAAAGUGGUCAUCAAACGUCUGCACUCGGGGGAUGAUUGUGAGUCGUGUAUCGAGGCAGAUGAAGAAUUCAUCGACUUCCCAUGGAUGGCUAUUUGA